CAAGUUUCAUCAACCCAAACUUUGGUGAAUCUGAUUCCACUUUUGAAAUCAAACAAAAGCCAAUUGAACCUUUGAAGGAUGGCCAAUUGUUGGUCAAGAUUUUGUUGAUCUCCAAUGAUCCAACUCAAAGAGGCUGGAUUAGAUCAAAGGACUCCAAGCAAAGAUACUAUGUUCCACCUGUGGAAAUCGGAUCUGCAAUGCAAUCAUUAGCUAUUGCAGAAGUUGUUGAAAGUAAGUCAAGCAAGUAUGCCAAGGGUGACGUGGUCAAUGGUAAGUUCAACUGGGCAGACUACAUUGUUGUUGAAGAUGCAGCUGUUUUCAACAAGAUUGACAAGUCCUUGGGUUUCCCCUUGGAAUUUUACCUUUCUGUCUUAGGUAUGACCUCUUUGACUGCCUUUUUCGGGUUAACUGAAGCUGGUGAAAUGAAAAAGUUCUUGACUGAAACUCCCGAAAAGCCAUAUAUCUUGUUGGUGUCUGCUGCAUCUGGUGCUACCGGAUCAGUUGUUGUCCAAAUUGCCAAACAUGUCUUGGGGGCUUCCAAAGUCAUUGGUAUUUCCGGAUCAGACGAGAAAUGUAGAUGGGUUGAAAGCUUAGGUGCCGAUUUAUGUGUCAACUACAGAAACGAAGACUACCAAAAACAAAUUGACGACUUCCUUGGUGAUGAUUUAGUUGAUUACUACUACGACAAUGUUGGUGGAUCAAUCUUGGACUACGCUUUAACCAAAACAGCAAAAUUUGGUCACGUCAUUUCAUGUGGAUCGAUCUCCACUUACAACUCAAAAGGUGACAACUCAGCUCCAGGAAUCAAAAACUGGGGAGAACUUACUGUUAAUUCAUUGACUGUCAAGGGGUUCCUUGUAAGUGACUAUUUCUCAAAAUUUGAACAGGGAUUCCAACAUUUGGGUAAAGCCGUCAAAGAAGGAAAAAUUAAAGCUCAAGGUGCAUACCAUGUUGACACUUUGACUGGUGAUAGCAUUGAAAAGAAAUUGGAACAAAUUCCAAAAAUUUGGAACCAAUUGUUUGUUGGUGAAAAGCCAAAUGGUAAGUUGAUCACCAAAGUAGCUUAA
Molecule: messenger RNA, 1067 nt
Organism: Lodderomyces margitis
Lineage: Eukaryota; Fungi; Ascomycota; Pichiomycetes; Serinales; Debaryomycetaceae
Exons: 1
Molecular function (GO): oxidoreductase activity, acting on the CH-CH group of donors, NAD or NADP as acceptor
Source: RefSeq, a predicted model, not a curated record